ACCUAUUAUGGUUGAUGAUAUACAUACAUAGAUAUAGCUAUCGAAAAGCUGAUAGACUUAUAUCUACUUUUGUGAUAAAAAAAAAUAUUUUUAUGACAGAAAUACAUUCGGUGGUUUGAUAUUGGCCAAAGUUUUAUUUUAUUAUUUAUUAUAAGUUUAUUGCCUCGAUUUCUUUUGAAAAAUAUAGGUAUUAAUUAAUUUAAAAGUUCCAUUAAUUUUUUAUAAAUCAAAUACCAAUAGCACUUCCAAACCUCACCGAAUUAUCAUAAACCCCUCAUUAACUAGUUACCAACUAGUAACACAUUGUACUUAAACGAAAUGAGUUCACUACCAAACUUGCAGCAACCCACCACUGGGUAUGGUAGAAAAAGACAAAUUGAUGUAAAUUUUGUUUAAAUAACUUAAAACGCUGGAUCGUUGUUGGAAAUUGUAUUCAGUGCAUUGUUGAGUCUCGGUGUUGAACGCUGUUCUAAAGCAAAACAAAACAUGGCGACAAAAACAGAUUGGGAGGCGAAUGAGGAGAUACAAUAUUUUCAAGAAUAUCUACGCAUUCCAAGUGUACAUCCAGAUCCCGAUUACGAGCCAUGCGUGGCAUUUUUGAGAGAACAAGCCAAACUGCUCGAUUUGCCGAUACAAGUACACUAUCCCGUUAACGAGCGCAAUCCUGCGGUGAUCUUGACAUGGCAAGGUCAGGAGCCCUCUUUGCCGGCAAUCUUAUUACACUCCCACAUGGAUGUUGUGCCAGUAUUUGUGGAGAAUUGGACGCACCCGCCGUUCGGUGCUGAAAUCGAUGAUGAAGGACGAAUAUUUGCACGCGGCACACAAGAUAUGAAAUGUGUGGGCAUGCAGUAUCUGGGCGCGAUUCGUGCUCUCAAGCAGAGCGGAGCAAAAUUCAAGCGCACAAUUCACAUAUCGUUUAUCGCAGAUGAGGAAAUGGGUGGACGUUAUGGCAUGCGCCCAUUUGUACAUACCGCAGCAUUCAAAAAUCUGAACAUCGGAUUCUCACUAGACGAAGGUCUAGCAUCGCCCACCGACGUGCUACCCGUUUUCUAUGCCGAGCGGAGUGUGUGGCGUAUAUAUUUCCAGAUUUCGGGCACAGCUGGCCAUGGUUCACUACUCUUGAAGAACACAGCUGGCGAGAAACUGAAUUAUAUUGUCAAUAAAAUGAUGUCCAUGCGUGCGCAAGAGCUACGCAAGUUGGAAAAUAAUCCGGAAUUAACUAUUGGCGAUGUGACCACAAUCAAUUUAACGCGUGCUGGCGGUGGAGUACAAAGCAAUGUUGUGCCGCCGUUGUUGAUGGUUUGCUUCGAUGUGCGCUUGGCGAUUGAUGUGGAUCAAGUGGAGUUUGAAAACAAGCUUCAUCAAUGGUGUAACGAUGUUGGCGGUGGCAUUAAGCUUGAGUAUGAGCAAAAACGUCCACGUGUCAACCCAACACCGACAGAUAAAACUAAUCCUUUUUGGGUGGCAUUUGAAAGUGCCACCCGUGAGUUGGACUUAAAAAUAUCUAAACAAAUUUUUGCUGGCGGCACCGAUAGUCGUUAUAUUAGAGAAGUUGGUAUACCAGCUUUGGGUUUCUCACCGAUGAACCACACUCCAGUGUUGUUGCAUGAUCACGAUGAAUUCAUAAGAGCAGAUACGUAUUUACGUGGAAUUGAGAUUUACAAGAAAAUUAUAUCAAAAUUAGCUGAAGCUUAAAUUAGCAUAUUAUAAAUAUAUAUGUAUAUCUAUAUAUCAUUGUUAUAUAUUUGUAAAAAGUAAGUGAAGAAAUGUAUAAAAUAUACGUACUCUCCUACCAAAAAAAGUCUUUAAAAACACGGC
Bactrocera oleae (olive fruit fly) is the source of this 1818-nucleotide messenger RNA. RefSeq names its product aminoacylase-1B. Gene Ontology annotation, molecular function: aminoacylase activity. Gene Ontology annotation, biological process: amino acid metabolic process. The record is from RefSeq and is a predicted model, not a curated record. Gene Ontology annotation, cellular component: cytoplasm. NCBI's taxonomy places the organism in Eukaryota, Metazoa, Arthropoda, Insecta, Diptera, Tephritidae.